Messenger RNA from Fonsecaea pedrosoi CBS 271.37, 2049 nucleotides. RefSeq lists its product as uncharacterized. Gene Ontology annotation, biological process: regulation of DNA-templated transcription. The record is from RefSeq and is a predicted model, not a curated record. The coding region runs from base 1 to 2049 and encodes 682 amino acids. Lineage: Eukaryota; Fungi; Ascomycota; Eurotiomycetes; Chaetothyriales; Herpotrichiellaceae. The transcript is spliced from 5 exons. Gene Ontology annotation, molecular function: DNA-binding transcription factor activity, RNA polymerase II-specific; zinc ion binding.
AUGGGGCGGUAUCGGCGGCAGACAGGUCACCUCCAAGGCACCUUUGAACCUCCAAGGAUUCAGCCCAGUCAAAGGCCCGGCCAGUCCGGCCUGUACUCGACGCAGCCCCAGUACAAUCAACUGUCGCAACCUCCGUUUUCGACCCCGGCACUGCAGCCGCAUUGGCAUUCUGGACAACCUCGCCCAUACAGCUUUGUUGUGGCCGAAUCUCACAAUACUCCAUCGACCACAGAUGCUCUCAGCCCCGCGAGUACCCGGUCUACGCAUUCUCGCGGUAGCGUGGCGACCCCGACAAGCACAAGCUAUACUGCAGCACUGGGAUAUGUUCCGACGAUUCCUCAAGAUGCUGAUGGCACCUGCAGCCCAAGCGCCAGCCUGCCGACAUCCCAUCCCGCCGAAUAUGCCGGUAACCAACCCAUGAACCCAGCAGCGUUAGCUGUCGACCACAGGUGGGAAGCAGCCCGUGCGAUGACAGAUGCUGCUGUUGUGGGCGUCGACCCUCGCGCUUCCGUUGACGAGCUAUCUCAUUAUCCAGAUCCAGCCGGGCAACAGCGAUUCCCUGGUCAGAACCAACCGUGGAGUACACAGCUACUCCGUCAAGAAAAUCUAUAUUUCAAUACGGGGCCAAGAUCUCCGGUGAUUCCCGUGCUACACUACCGCCACUCGCUCACGAUUCGUGAAAGAGGCCGCGGCGGUCGGACGAGGCCCCUUAACCCGGUCCAGAGACAAGAGACUCGUGACGUGCGGAAACGGGGCGCUUGUCUCCGAUGUGUGAUCAUGAAGGAAAAGUGUGAUUGCAAGAGCCCUUGUAACAACUGCUUCACCAAAGACCGGCGAAAGUGCCCAAAGUACUGUAUUCCCAGUCGUUGCGACUGGGACGUGUGCAAAGUCAGCUUGUUCCCACAUGAAUUGACGUCCCGCCUACGAAAAGAGUAUCUGGUCCCCUAUCUUGCUAACACCACCAUUUGUGUUUCCCAUCGGCCUUUCUGGCUCCAGUUGGAGCUGCACAUCGGAAUCCCUUUAGACGUUUUGGUUAUGGAGUUUUCGCCUCCAGAACCAGAUUGGGAGACGCGCUACGCAUUCGAGACAUCUUACGAUUGUAACGGGGAAAAGACACUUGCCAGAGAUCAAAACUGGAAUCCACCAAUCGUCAUGUUCAUUUGUAACGGCGGGUUCGAAAAGACGGUAGCGCAAGUUCGCAGUAAACUAGUUGGGAUAUUUGACCAAGUGUUGAACGAUCCCCAGCGAUACGUUACGUGGACAGAGCAGUACUUUGAGGACGAGGAUGAAGCUUUCCAGUGCAACAUUCUCCGCCUUAUCGGCAGAUACUAUAGGGACGACAUAGCGGAACAUUCCAUUCUCAAGGAUUCUCUACAGCUUUUGUGGUUCGAGUAUCUACUUCUAAACAGAUUCGUCGUUCCAGCCGAGGCGGUAUCGGCUCUCCAAGACAAUCUCAGCUCAAAAGGACGAUAUGGUGCUGGUCAGUAUGCGCACGUCAUACCAGAGACGAUCAACCGCUUUCUGAAAGCGACGCUCCUCCCAGGGGCCGAGAGAGCUGCGGAGAGGCUCCUGAAAAGUCUCCACGACAUGAUGUUUAAAAUGGCUGUUAGCCAGAAAUCAUCCCAGAGUAGCAGGGAUUUGGUCUUGUGCAUGCUUUUCAUUUUGGUCAUAUACGUUGGCCGAGCCCAACUCGGCAUAUUUAUGAUUCCCCAAAUGCCGGGGAUGAAGGAAGAAACGGGGUGCUCCCAGGAACAAGCCGAGGCCAAGAUCGAAGAGAUGGAGCAAAGAGUGUGUGACUUCCUUUUGUCCUUCCACAAAUACGCCCUGAGCAGAACGUCUUCCAGGUCGUUGGCGGCAUCUGGUGAGCCUGAUUCUCCUAGUGAGCGUCACGCCCGAGCAUUUGGGUUGGAGAACAAAUUGCGGCACGAGAUUGAGGAGCACGUGAGCGAAAAACCCGAGAGGCUGGAGCCGGGCGAGUUUGACAUGAAUACGAUCCGGUACUUGAAUGUGCGGCGGUUAUGUUGGAAGGUGAUUGAGAACAUGAAGUAA